AGCUGCCUAACCUAAUUCUACUCGUGCUCUACUCUGCUCUACUCGUGCUCUCGUGAGGUCAAUAAGGAUAGUCACUCUGAAGCUACGCUGGCCGCCGACGCCGCGACAUCAAUCAAUACAUGCGUGAAUCACACAAUUGAUUAUUGAUAGUGGCACAUAAUUGAUGCAGCCGGCCGCGCCUGGGUUACGCGGUGCCGUGCGCCAUGAGGAGGAAAUGCUGGACCGGGACGCCGCGGCGGACGCGGCCAUCGCCACGCUCGCGGCCAUGUUUCCUCACGUACCGGCGUCGGCGCUCCGCCGCACGCUCGCGAUAGGCGGCGGGAGCACGGACCAUGCAGCGACAUUAUUGCUCGAAAAUGAUUGGCGGAGCUUCGAGCCCCGGCCCCCGCGAUUCACGGCCGCGCGGUCGGUGCACCUGGAUUUUCAUUUCGGCGGCGGCGGCGCGGCGCAGGCGUUCUACAACGAGUGCGUCGUGGAGCAGCACGCGCCUGGGAGCUUCUUCAUGGCCGUCGGCUUCGCGGACGGGUAUUUUGGUGUCCAGGACCACGGCGACCAUCGACGCGUGCUGUUCUCGGUCUGGGAUGCGAAUGAAGGUGAGACCGCGGCCGUCGCCGAUCGCGCCGCGGUUUUGUACGAGAACGCGCAUGUCGUCGUCCGGCGGUUCGGCGGGGAGGGCACCGGGCUGCAGUGCAUUGACUACGGCGCGGGCUGGACCGCGGGCCAGCGACUGCGGUUUUGCGUGAUGAUGCGCCGCUGCGACGACGGCGGCGCGUGCUACGGCGCGUGGAUCUGGCCCGACGGCGAGGACGCGUGGACGCACCUCGCGUCGUUCAAGCUCGUGCGCCCGAAGGAUGGUACGUUGGGGCCGAAGAUCAACUCGUUCGUCGAGGACUUCCGGCGCGACGGCCGGAGCGUGUACCACGAGCGCCGCGCGCGGUUCGGCCCCGCGUGGGCGUGGUCCGAGGCGGGCGGCUGGCGCCCCGCGUCGUCGGUCACCUUCGCCGCGACGCCGAACGGCACACAUGGGGAGGGCGGCGCCGUCGACGCGGGCGCGGAGGCGGCGCCGGGCACCGCCUACCUCGCGACCGGUGGCUCCGCAGAAAUCAGUGCCGGCGAGGAGAAGCUGAAUCUCGGGCGACCCCUAGCGACGCUUGCGCCGGGGAGCGAGCCGCCCGCGCUCCCGGCGGACCCGACCACCGUGUUCACGACGGCGUGUCCGGUUUCCCCUCCGAAAUCUCCAUUUGCGCUAUCUAGGACUCGCGCCUAAGUAUCGCGAUCGACUCCCG
Molecule: messenger RNA, 1286 nt
Organism: Pelagomonas calceolata
Lineage: Eukaryota; Pelagophyceae; Pelagomonadales; Pelagomonadaceae
Source: the annotation of a GenBank genome assembly